Momordica charantia (bitter melon) is the source of this 322-nucleotide messenger RNA. The record is from RefSeq and is a predicted model, not a curated record. Lineage: Eukaryota; Viridiplantae; Streptophyta; Magnoliopsida; Cucurbitales; Cucurbitaceae.
AAUCCCUAAUCAAAAUCCCCAAUUUCCCAAUUCCCAAAUUCAGUUCAUGAUCACAGCCUCUAUUUCCAAAUUCCCCGCCAUUGUUCCUUCCAGAUUCUCCUUCUUCCGCUCCGCCGCCGCCUCCUCCGCCAUGUCUGAAUCCGAUCGCUCAUCGCCCUUCGCCGCUCCUCGCUUGGUCCUCAAGAAGAUUCUCGCCAAGCUCCAGCACGAAGGAGACGGCGCCGUCGUUCGUAGAGGCAUUGGAAGAACUGAUUUGAAGAAUUUGGAUCCGUUUCUCAUGCUCGACGAUUUCUCCGGUUGGCAGCACAAGGUAACUUUAUGA